This is a messenger RNA of Mesocestoides corti, 2589 nucleotides long. Lineage: Eukaryota; Metazoa; Platyhelminthes; Cestoda; Cyclophyllidea; Mesocestoididae. The record is from the annotation of a GenBank genome assembly.
AUGUUUGAGCGUUCUGACGACGCCAUCUCGGGCAACAGGGUGGAAAUUUCGAGUAACAAGGAGCCGAUUCGACCACAAGAAUCACCAAUUAUUGACAAUGGUGAAGCAGACUUUGCCGAGGACCAGAGCAUUGUCGAUGAUAUGGGGAUGAAGUCAUCGUCCCAAGUAGCAAAGCAUAACUGGAAGGGAUUGGUGUUGGCCUUACUUGUGAUUACGGUCAUAUCGUCGCUCAUCGUCUUGGCAUGUUUUCUCACCUACGAUUACAAAUUCGUAUACGUGUCAGCGAACGGCUCCUUGUUAGCAAUUGAUCUCAAAACUCACAAAACCAAAGUCUUGCUGUCGAGUGCACAGAUUCGCGAGAAAGAACACUUCAUGGGGUGUUCUGGUGUGUCAGAUGACACAAAUGCACUACUACUGCGUUAUGUGCAUGUUCCGAUUUAUCGAAAAAGCCAUUAUUCCCAAUAUCAGGCUAUUUUACUUUCAAAUGACCAACAUCCACGAGUUCUGCAACGAAUUGAUAUCGCACCCGACCUAGAGUCGGCCGACCAUACAUUUCUCAAUCAUGCUGAAUUAUCCCCGAAUUCCGAAGCACUGGCUUUCGUCUACAACGAUCGAAUUUUUUGCCAAAAGCAUCCAUUCAACCAAUCCACGGCCAACAAACCCGUUGAUUUGACAACUUCGAUUUACAAGGAGAAUGUUCGCUACGGUAUUGCUGGAUUUCUCUAUGAAGAGGAAAUAAUUGGAGUUAGUCAGACAUUUUGGUGGAGUCCUGGCGGCAGACAUCUUGCCUUCACCGCGAUUGACGAAUCAAACGUAACGAAGGGCUACACAAUGUCAUUUGGGACCCAGGACGCCCCGGGACCACGCUUGAUGCACCACAGAUACCCCUUGGUGCGUUACCGUGUCCUAAUUUUUGCAGAAAUUGCCAAUACUACUGAUGAAAUCAAUGCUGCUGAAACGAAUCCUUACAAUUUGCCCUACCUCACAAUCUACAUUUACUCCCUAACCACAGAUGAGCUUCAUGCCUACGCCCGACCAAUGGGAUUGCCUGGGAAUGCACAUUUGACCUUCUUUAAGUGGAUUAGUGAUGAUGAAUUCCUGUGCGGGUGGGUGUCUCGGAAAUGGGACAAGUCAUGGAUCGUUCUUGGUGAAGUUCCGACCAAGUCGAUGCGCGUGAUAUAUCAUGAACGUGCUCGAUUUGGAUGGAUCAACCUUCCGAACCAGCUUCUGCAAAUGCCAAUAGUGGAACCAGAUAGGCAGUCGAUCCUAACAGUCAUCCCGAAUUACUAUAGCAACCAGGUGUAUCGGGGAAUAGUGCGAUUGUAUCUGAACAUAUCGCGAUCAACAACUGCUCAAUAUCCCCAAUGGGUGCAUACGCCAGAUUAUGAUGUGAGAGACAUUCUCUAUGCAUUUGGCGGCAACGAGAUUCUUUACGCGUCCAGCGGUCCAGACUCCAAAGAAAUGCACGUAUUUAUUUCAAGAGGAAUUACGGAAGCGACGUGUCUGACCUGUGGUGAUCCCAACUGCACAUACAACGUCGCCAAGGUCUCGAAGGAUGGUCGGACGCUUUUUGUUGAAUGUCUGGGUCCAAGUCCUCUCACUUACACUCUAAAAGUACUCGUCAGAAAUAACACUGUUGCCAACAAUGGCCCUGCUUACUACUUAAAGACUAUUUCAGUAGUCUCAAACAACACGGAGUUCAAGGAGAUUGUUGCCACAAAAGCCAUGGCCGUCACGAAGUACCGAAAUGUAACGUUAAGGAAGGGGACAAAGCAGGAGGUGACUCUUCAAGCCAAAUUCAUUCAACCACCGGAAUUGAUAGAAUCACACAUCAUACAAUACCCGGUACUAUUUGAUACGUACGGAGGGCCGUCAACACAGCUUGUCAGCACAAAAUUCCGCCUCGACUGGCAAACCUACCUCGUGACACGCUUUAAAUUUGUCGCCAUAUCGAUCGACGGACGUGGAACUGCCAGCAGAGGAAAGAUAUUUGAAAAUGCCAUCUACAGAAACUUUGGUGUUGUUGAGGUUCAAGAUCAAAUGGAUGGAUAUAGGCAAAUUCUUGAAGACCACAAAUUUCUCAACAAAUCAGCAAUAUGUACUUUUGGAUGGUCCUACGGCGGAUUCACUGUGGCCAGUAUUUUGGGACAUGCCGAUAACGAUUUUAUAAAUUGCGGUGUUGCAGUCGCCCCUGUAAGCGACUUCGGACUAUACGACUCGGCUUACACGGAAAAAUACUUGGGACUCUAUUCCGAAAACGCCCAUGAAUACAAGUUGUUUAAACAGGCUAUUUCUUGUUUUAAACAGCGAACACAAGUUGGACGCUUGGCGCGAAAUUUCAAAAACAAGGACUUCCUAAUCAUUCAUGGCAUGACUGAUGACAACGUAUACCUGAUUCAUUCGGCGCUUCUAAUCACCGAACUGCUUAAACAUGGGGUGUAUUUUGACAUGAUGUUUUAUCCAGACGACAAUCACUUCCUCAUAAAUUCUCACGUCCGUCCGCAUUUGUGGCGGAAACUGAUCACAUUCAUAGUUGACAGCGUAAACAAGACGUCCAUUCGCCACCGUCACAGUUUUGAUGAGAUGUGA